Syngnathus acus (greater pipefish) is the source of this 4574-nucleotide messenger RNA. RefSeq names its product coiled-coil domain containing 18 (gene ccdc18). The transcript has 25 exons. Lineage: Eukaryota; Metazoa; Chordata; Actinopteri; Syngnathiformes; Syngnathidae. The coding region runs from base 437 to 4411 and encodes 1324 amino acids. The record is from RefSeq and is a predicted model, not a curated record.
GGAGACAACUUGGUUAAGUUUUUGUUGGGUAAUGCUAACACAUCGACUAAAACGGAAUGACAAAAUGAAAUCAGUGUAUUAAAAAACAAAACAACUACCACCACCAAGCUAAUCAGUAAUUUAGGCUGUUUUUUGAGACUUUCUUUGACCAGAUCGCAGCGACGUUACAUCUCUCGGCUAGCCACUUGUUGAUUAGCAAGCGUUGUUUACAUUUGGCUUGCUAACAUGCUACUAACUCAUUGACAGUCAUGUGUCGUUUAUUCUUGAAAGUGAUCGACAAGUACCACCACGGCCGACAGUUGACCACUGUAAAAAGUUAUGAUCACUUAACUGGUCGUAUGUACUCUUCAGAAUCAAAUGUCAAUGACGAAGAUUAGACACUUGAUGAAUCUGCCAAGACUGCAACUGGUCCACUUGACUUCAUGUCAUCCAUGAAAUGGAUUCUGUUCCUAUGAAGCGAAAAAUGGGUUACGCACGCCAAGAAAAUGCCCGUCUUGCCAUGCAGGAUGUUGAACUCAUCACUGACCUGGAUGCUACACCGUAUGAACUCCUUUCCUCCAGCUCUCAGGGCCACCUGCGGUGCUCCAGUGGGAGAUCUCUUAACAUCUCAGUCAUGAAGGAGCAAAUUGUACAUCUCGAAACAGAAGUGGAGACCAAAGCUAAAGAAGUAAAGGCGGCAGAGCUGAGAGCGGAACGUUGUCAGGAGGAAGCAACUCACAGUGACAUCAUGAUCACAACUCUGACGGAAAAACUAAACACUCUCAGAGAAGAACUGGCAAACAAAAGCGCUUUGACUAAAAGGGCGGAGCAACAAAGAAACCAAGCCCUCGAAAACGCUGAGAAACUCAAAGAAGCUUUCAAAGAGUACAAGGCCACUGUUGCCAUCAAAUUUCAAAAGGUGAUGGAAAAUGAAAUCAAAUUAAAAGACAGUCUGAUUGAGUGUGAUCAAGAAAAAGAAGCGUUAGAACUUCAGUGUACUGCGCUGGAGAGAGAAAAGGCCGAUCAGAGUCAUACAAUCAGCCAGCUAAAGGAAGACGCGAGGCAGGCAAAGACUUUUGCCGCUGAGUGUUCAGAUCUCCAGGCAAAGCUUGAGGAUGCCGGGCGGCGGAGCUCAGACCUCCAGAGGCAGCUGACGGAACGCAACGCUGAAUGCAGGGAGCUGCUUACUCUGCGCAAGGAACUGGAAGAUCUGCGCACUCUGACCAAGAACCAGGAGCUGUGUCUGGCCCACAGCAACAAAGCAACGCAGCAGAGCCAAGCCGAGGCAGCCAGCCUGGAGGCCAUAUUAUCUCUGCUGCAUCUUCGAGAGGAUGCUGUAGGACCAUUGUGUGUCAGGCCCUGCACGCUGCCUCCGGCGGACUAUUCAACAACUGCACAAAUGCUGAAACUGAAACCAGGUGAAGGUUACCAGCAUCUAUUGCAAGUUCUUCAGGUGAAGGAGGCUGAAAGGACUAAACAAUGCAGCCUGGUCGAGAGGCUUCAGGACCGCGUGAACCGAGCUCAGGAGGAAAUUUCCGCCCUGCAAGCUUCCUUGGCCCAAAGAGCUUCCAACUACCAGAAUCUCCAGACGGAGCUGAUGGACAAAGCCAACCAAGCCACGGCCUCAGAGAAAGAAUACAAGAGAAAGAGCGCUCGAGUUGCUGCGCUGGAGAAACAGUUACAGGAGAAAACGUCGGCCUACAGUCAGGCUGCACUGAGGAAUACGGAGCUGGAGAAUCAGCUGCAGGAGAUGAUUGGCACUCUUCAACACUACCAAACACUGAUGAGCAAAAAGCAAAGGGAGUACCAGCAGACUUUGGAAAAGACCAAACAAUCACAAAGUCAGCAAUGCACCGAGCACCAACACAGAAUAGACAUGCUACAGCUGUCUGUGGAGGAGGCUCAUUCUCGAGUCUUAGACAUGGAGCAGGAACUGAGUUGUCUCCAGAGAGAAAGAGAUGAGGCUCAGGCUGCAACUUUACGGCUGCAGACCUCUGUGGAACAGCUCACGCAGGAGAAGCAGAUUGAAGCGAGACACAGCGAGGAGUUGCUCCAGAGUUUAAAAGAGCAGGCAGCCAAGGUGUGUGAGCUCCAGUCGUCUCUGUCAGCGUGCCGAGACCAGCUGACGUGGCAUCUUCAGCAGAUGGAGGAGAUGAAAAAAAGUUACGAGUCCGAGCUGCAGAGAUCCAAAGACCGGGUGUGUUCUCAGCAAGAAAAGCUUCACGGUGUCACUCGGGUGGCUCAGAGUUCCAGUGAGCAAAAUCUGCAGCUUCAGCUUUCUUUGCAGCAGCAGCAGACGAUGCUGAGCGAGAGCACGGCUCGCAUCGCCGAACUGGAGGAGAGCCAAAGUCAGCUGCAGCAACAGGUGUCCACACUUGAGCAUCAGCUGGAGCGAGCUCGAGGGUCUCUGCAGGAUGAGUUGAGGAGCAGACGGGAAGACAAUGUGGAGAAAGACAAGGACCUGCAUGACGUGAAGGAAAAGAACACUAAACUGUCUGAGACACUCAACCAAGCGACAACAGACGCGAAAAAAUACCAAGUGGAGCUCGUGUCCAAAGAGUCGGAGCUGCAGAGUCUGCGGAAAGACGUCACCGUCAAGACAUCUCAGAUCAGCGUCAUGGACAAGAACCUGCAGCAAACAAGGAGCGCGCUUGAAAGCAAGAAUGACUUGGUGGUGGACCUGGAAGAGAAGCUCCAUCGUUGCGAGGCAGACAAGCACAACUGCAUCCAGAAGGUGCAGCUCCUGGAGGGCCAGCUGCAGACGGUGCAGGAGGAGCUGGCCGAGACUUUGACGCAGCUCCACUUGCUUAAAGACGUCUUGCAGAGGACCCAAAGCAUUGCUGACGAGCGGCAAGUGCAGGUGGAAAAACUGAGUAUACGUCUCAGCGAGACCCAGAAGGAGUUGGAAGAGAGGACUCAUGAAGUUUUAGACAUGGACGAUGCAUUGAAAGAAAGACAGGGGGAGCUCCAGCAAAGAGCAACGCUGCUGGGCCAGCUGGAUGUGGCCAUCCGGGAGCACAAGCAGGAGAUGGAGAUCAAGGUGAAGGCACUGCAGCAAAGUCUGGAGGCCAGAGAGGAAGAACUGAGAGACGCUCAGAAGGAGCUCGAGGAGACAAAGGAAUCCCAUCAGCACAGACUUGAGACAUUGCUGCAGGAACUUGAAAAAGCUCAGUGUCACUGUAAAGUUCUCACAUCACAACUGGACGCCAUCAAGCUGCAGGAGAAGGACUUGGUUGAGAAGCUGUGCCAUGCAAAGGAAGAGCUGGCUCUGAAAGAGACACGCUGGCAACGCUGCGAGGUCAGCUUGCAGAACACGCUCGCUUCUUUAGAGCGGGAGCUGGAUCUGGAGCGGGAGCAACAUAACAAGGAGCUGGAGUCCCUGCAGGAGACCCGAGGUCAGCUCCUCAAAGUGUCCUCGCACAUGUCAUCCUCGCAGGAGAAGCUCACCUCUAAACUCCAGCAGCAGGAGAUCCAGCUGGACCAGGCUAAAAGUGAGCUGGAACACGCAAAGAUGGAGUUGGAUCGCACCAAGGCCGAAGCCAGUCAUCUCCAGACUCGGCUAGAGCAGAGCCAGAACGGGCUCCUGCAGACUGAGACUCAGCUGGAGAGGAGCCGGAAUUUGUACGAGAAAGUCAAGGCUCAGAAGAGGCAGCUCCAAGUCCAGCUGGAGCAGCUUAGUGCUCAGUGGAAAGAAGCCAGGGACAAAUCUGCUCAGCGCUGCACUCAGCUUGAAUCCUCUCAGGGGUCCACCGAGACCUCCAGUGAGCUCGAGCAGGAGUCUGAGGUAACUCGUCUCAUCUCUAGUCUGGAGCGAGCAACUGAACGUCACCAUCCAGCUGCGUGCGAUCCAAAUGGCUCAAUGCCAUCCGUCCAUCCCCAAGAGGACUCCUCAUCCUCGCCGUGCCCUCCUUCCUCUCCCACUAGGUAUCCGACAACCACCAUCUCUCCAUCCCUCGCUCCCAGGACUUCCCCUCCCUCCGCAACUGGAACCUCGCCUCCGUCUGAUGCGGGCCUCGAGAUGCUUCUCCAGAGUUGUAGCAACGACCUGUCCUUAGAGCUUCCUCCGAGCCUCAAGGCCACGCUGAGGGAGGCGCUGAGUCAGCAGCCGUGGGAGUCGUCCAACUCGGACUCCGUAGACCACAGCUGGCAGGGACUCAGCAGCACCGAGCCGCCAUCGAGCUGCGAGCUCUCCUUCGACCCCCUCACCUACGUGACGGGAGACACAAGCUCCAGCUCCGAGCGUACUAUCACGGAGGAAGGAGAUAACGAGCGAGUAGGGGCGAGCAGCCCGAACGAGCACAUGAACUCAUUGAAGGGAAUGUUGCGGUUCGUCAAUCGGACUUUAGCCAAUCAGGACGAUCCGUCCUUGUGGAGCUCUGAGGGGUCAUCGCAGAGUGGACCGGACCUUCAGAUGGACACCGGGGAGGCAUGAACAACGUUCCUGUUUAUAUCUUCAACGUAUCUCUUAUAAUGUAAGUUAUUCAAGUAGUGCUGUGUUGAAGUGGUUUUUGUCUGACAGCCUGUGACUGGUGUUUAGAUAGAUUAAAACAUUUGAGUUUUCAUUUUUAAUACUUCAAUAAAUGUUCUUAUUUUUA